CAGAACCAUAUAUAGUAGGAGUACAAUAUCUGUCUCUUUCUCAUCCCUACAGCUUUUUGCCAUUUCUUCCCUAUUUCUUGCUCUCUUUCUAGCUUUUUAUUCUAAUUCCAUUCUCUAUAUUCAGAUUCUUUCCUCUUUAAUCCAAAAAACCUAUUGAACAAUGAAGAAAUUUAUUCUGAAAUUAGAUUUGGAAGAUGAUAGAGAAAAAAGGAAGGCCUUGAAAAUUGUGGCUGCUCUUCCAGGAAUUGAUGAAAUUUCAAUGGAUAUGAAAGGUAAAACAUUAACCGUUAUUGGAACAGUUGAUCCAAUUAUUGUGGUGAGCAAAUUGCGCAAAUUUUGGGCAACAGAAAUAAUGUUAGUAGGUCCAAAAGAGGAACCAAAAAAAGAAGAACAAAAAGAGGAAGGCAAGAAAGAGGAAGAAGCAACCAAAGAGGAAGCAAAGAAAGAUGAGCCAAACAAGGAAGGAGAAGACAAGAAAGAAGAAACAAAAAAGGAAGGAGAAGAGAAGAAAGCAGAAGCAGUUGUAGGCAUGGUAAUGCCAUAUAGACCUUAUUAUUAUUAUCAUCAUCCUAUGCACACAUAUAAUUACCAAGUUCAUCACAACAUAGAAGAGAAUCCUAAUGCAUGUGCUAUAUGUUAAUUUAUUUUUUACGAAUCAGAGCGAUAAAAGGAUGAAUCUUAGUUAAUCGUGUGACAGCCAGGUCAUUUCGAAAAUAUCCUGUCACGUUAUGUUAUAUAUUUUAAAUUGGUUGGGACACUUUGGGAUUUUAUAUGUAUGUGUAUGUGUAUGUGUAUGUGUAUGUAUAUGAAUAUCUAUAUUUUUGUGCUUCUCUUUA
This is a messenger RNA of Nicotiana tabacum (common tobacco), 836 nucleotides long. RefSeq lists its product as uncharacterized. The record is from RefSeq and is a predicted model, not a curated record. Gene Ontology annotation, molecular function: metal ion binding. Lineage: Eukaryota; Viridiplantae; Streptophyta; Magnoliopsida; Solanales; Solanaceae.